This is a messenger RNA of Anolis carolinensis (green anole), 2779 nucleotides long. RefSeq names its product fatty acid hydroxylase domain containing 2 (gene faxdc2). The coding region runs from base 708 to 1727 and encodes 339 amino acids. Gene Ontology annotation, molecular function: C-4 methylsterol oxidase activity; iron ion binding. The record is from RefSeq and is a predicted model, not a curated record. Gene Ontology annotation, cellular component: endoplasmic reticulum membrane. Gene Ontology annotation, biological process: sterol biosynthetic process. NCBI's taxonomy places the organism in Eukaryota, Metazoa, Chordata, Lepidosauria, Squamata, Anolidae. The transcript has 12 exons.
CUACUGCGCAUGCGUGUAGAGCCGCCUUAAGGGACGCUCUUUUUCCCACUGUGCAUGCGUGUAGAGCCGCCUCAAGAGACGCUCUUCUUUCUACUAUGCAUGCGUUCUGGUGCAGCCUCAAGGGACGUUCUUCUUCCUACUGUCCAUGCCUGUAGAGCCGUUUUAAGAGACGCUCGUCUUCCUACUGCGCAUGCGUGUGGGGCUGCCUCAAGAAUCAGAGUUGGAAGGAACCUCCUGGGCCAUUGAGUCCAACCUCCUGCACAACUCAGGAUCUUCAGCUAAAGCAUCCCCAGGAAAUAGCUGUCUGGCUUCUUUUUUUGAAGAUACCCAGAGAAGAAGACCCAUCACCCCUUGGGGCAGUUGAUUCCUUUGUCAAACCAUUAUCACCAUCAAGAAGUCCCUUCUAGUGUUGAAUCAAAAUCUACUCUCCUGUCAUUUGAGACAAUUUGAUGUAGUUCUAUCCUCUGCACCCUCCUUUCUGUGAGAGCCCUUGAGGACAAGACGAAUCAUCUGCUGCCUUAUAGCCCGUCCCUUCUGCCCUGUCAACAGCCAUCAUACCAAAACCAAUAAAAACAAGAGAAGAGAGGAAAAGCAGAAGCGGUGUUCUGGGUAGCACUUUCUUGCUGGAGAUAGUGUGAACUCUCUACAGCUGCAGCUAAAAAGAAAAAACUAGACAGGGUUGUGAGUAUAAUCUACUAGCUAAGAAGAUGGGCGUACAGAUUAAAGAAAUGGCUAAAUGCCCUCCACCAAGCUCUAGAAGCCAUCUAAAACAGCCUUGGAAAUUUUGGGACUCGAUGAAGAUAACAGCUUUUAUACUGGGCUCUGGCCUGCUCAUGUUUGUUGCUUUCAGGAAUUCACUCAUGUGGCAUCUGCAGAAAUUCUGGGGAGCCUCUGGCUUCUUCUGGCAGACUCAGUGGGAGACACUCUACCAACUCCUUGGUGGAAACGAGUGGGCAAUUUUCAUUUUAGGCCCUGCCCUAACCCCUGCCUUUGUAUUCUGGGGCUUCAAUGGGAUCUUACUGAUAGCUGAUAUGACUGGAAAGCCCCGAUUCAUUACACAGUACCGAAUUCAGUUGGGGAAGAAUGAUCCUGUUGAUAGAGAAAAAUUGCGCAAAGCCAUCCUCACUGUGGCAUUCAAUAUGAUUUUCAUCUCUUUGCCUAUGGUGAUUCUCCUGUUGCCCAUCAUGAAAUGGAGGACUGAGCCGUGCCAUUUGCAGCUGCCCACAUUCCACUGGUUUCUUCUUGAAGUGGCCAUUUUUACUCUAGUAGAAGAAAUUUUAUUCUAUUACUCUCAUCGACUUGUUCACCAUCCUUUCUUGUAUAAGCACAUACAUAAAAAACACCAUGAAUGGACUGCUCCCAUUGGUAUAAUAUCAGUCUAUGCUCAUCCAGUGGAACAUGUGGUUUCCAAUAUGCUGCCUGCAAUUGCUGGGCCAGUCCUCCUUGGAUCCCAUGUUACUUCAACUACAGUUUGGCUCUGUCUUGCCCUUCUGGCUUCCUCAGUCUCACAUUGUGGCUACCAUUUGCCUUUCCUGCCUUCACCAGAAUUCCACGAUUUUCAUCACCUCAAGUUCAACCAGUGCUACGGUGUCCUGGGAGUGCUAGAUCGCUUGCAUGGAACAGAUACAAUAUUCAAACAAACCAAGGCCUAUGAGAGACAUCUUGUCCUGUUGGGCUUCACACCACUUACAGAAAGCAUUCCCAACUCACCCAAAAAAUCAGAGUGACCACAUCUUUAAGCAGAGUAUGCUAUAUCUAUCCAAUCAUCCAUUUAAUACAGCAGUCAGAAAAUGACUGUAUGGGGGGUGGAGGGGGAUUCUAGAGAGCAAGAGUUAAUUUGGUUACGCUAUGACCUAUGAGUUAUCAGAUGAAACAUGUAUCUGUAGAGUUCUACAUGACAAUUGUAAUCUUUCUAAGCAACUGAAUGACCAGUUGAUCAAUGAAACAACUGGAAAUGUGAUUAAACUACCAUGUAGGAAAUAAAAGACUAUAUUUUCCAGCUGACAGAAUUCCAAGGUAUGAGGCACUAGUUUGCCCAGACCCAACAGAAAAAAACCAGAAACAAGACUCUGGAAAACUUCCCAUCUCUGAGGAAAGCAACUAGCUGCUAUCUUGGCUUUAGACAGCAUGUAAUGAUUCCAGGAGCUUGACAUCUGUAUUACCUGUGGGGCAAGAAAUGAGUUCUAACAAUGCAAGCUUCAAGACCAUGCUCUUGUUUGUAGUAAAAAGCUCCCUUGCCAAAACACAGCCAUAGGAAAUGGGAAUGGGUACAAAUCUGCAGAAGGACAGUUAUCUCAAGUUUUCCAAGGAGCUAAUGGAGACGAGAACAGACAUAGCCAGAAAGCCUUAUAAUACAAAAUGUGUUGUACUUGCUCUGUAAUCAGAGAAAGCUGUUUUGAACAUAUAGAUUAAGUGAUAACACAGAAUCAUGCUUGCAUUUCUCAUAUUGGACAGAUGUAAUUAUGAUGGGGCGGAGGGGAAGACAUGAAGACAGGCUUAAUUUGUACAUUUUUUUUUGGCAGACAACUGAAUCUUGAAUAUCUCUAUUAUGAAAUGACAGAUACAUUUACUCUUAUUUCUCUCUUCCAUUUUUUUCAAAAUAGCUGCAAUCACUCUGGCAACUUUUUAGAUGACAAUUGUUCACCGAAUCCUCUCUUCCUGGUGAUAGAUUAGCUGCUCUUACCUGUGCUGCUAUGUCACUAUUAUCACACUUUCUGCUGUAUGCUCCAUUUUGUGGUUGAUAGGAGUCUUGAAGUAGAAAUAAAAGUUGCAAAGAAUA